UCUAGUGAGGGGAAAGAGCUUUAAGUGAAGCAGUAUUUAUUUUCCUUGCUCAUUUCUCCGUGAAAGAGUAACUAGAUAAAAAUUAGUUAUGUCGUCCCUGAUUAAGAAAGUGAUCAGCACAGCGAAAGCACCAGCUGCAAUCGGACCUUACAGUCAAGCAGUGCUGGUAGACAAAACUAUGUACAUCUCCGGACAGAUAGGCUUGGAUCCUUCAAGUGGACAGCUAGUGUCAGGAGGUGUGACAGAGGAGGCCAAACAGGCACUUAAAAACAUGGGGGAAAUUCUGAAAGCUGCAGGCUGUGAUUACACUCAUGUGGUAAAGACAACUGUUUUGCUGGCUGACAUCAAUGACUUCAAUGCUGUUAAUGAAGUCUACAAGCAGUAUUUCAAGAGUAAUUUUCCAGCCAGAGCUGCUUACCAGGUUGCUGCUUUGCCCAAAGGAGGACGUGUUGAAAUUGAAGCCAUAGCAAUCUCAGGACUUCCCACAAAAUCCUGACUAUAAAUCAUGCCUUCCGUUGUUUUGCCAACUGUAUUUGGUUUAGGAAUAAUGAUCAAUUUACUUCUAAUUCUUGAAAUUAAUGUCAGAUACUAUAUGCCUUAAUAAAAUGUGUGAAGACUUUCUAAUAUAGAAAUUACAUUUUCUCUAGGAAUUAGGGGUUAUUUUAUGUCUGAAAGGGAAAAAUUAACAUUUAUAGAAUUAAAUUCUACUAAAUUCAUGAUUUGAGAAAUAUUUGACUGAUGUUCUUAUAAUUAACUAUUUAAUUUUAUAAGCAAAAUUAACUAGAAAAAAUAAUUUUAUACAUUUCAAUUAGUUGCAUGUAAUGCCAAGGAUUUAAAAGAGGGCAAAUCCCUCAAAAAAACAUCAACUUUUCAAAAAAGAAUUUCCACUGUUAUAAUUGAAAUUCCUGGGUCUAUGGCAAAAGUUAAUGGAAAGGAAAAAAAUUAAAAAGAAAGAAGUUAAUGGACCAAAAAUUUCUAAAUGACAAAUUUAUUUUUCUAAUGGAAAUAAAAUGAAGACAUGUA
Messenger RNA from Gracilinanus agilis (Agile Gracile Mouse Opossum), 1023 nucleotides. RefSeq names its product 2-iminobutanoate/2-iminopropanoate deaminase. NCBI's taxonomy places the organism in Eukaryota, Metazoa, Chordata, Mammalia, Didelphimorphia, Didelphidae. The transcript has 6 exons. The record is from RefSeq and is a predicted model, not a curated record. Gene Ontology annotation, molecular function: deaminase activity. Bases 89 to 496 code for a protein of 135 amino acids. Gene Ontology annotation, cellular component: cytosol.